CUCAUCCCCCGCCCCCCGCCCCAGUUGCCCUCGCGAGCAGUCUUAAUAUUUGAGACUGCCCCUCUGGGACCUGCACGGAGAGUUUAGGGACUGUCGGCGGCCGAGUUGGGGUACUUCGGUUCCCCAACCUCGGGCGGCUGGCGUUGGGGGUUGGGCAGGAACAGACGUGGUUCCAGGGGGCGACAGUUGCACGCGCGCGCCUCCGUACCCAUGGGUUAGGGGCGCGCGCGCCGGCGCCAUGUUAUGGUGGGGGGUCUCAACCUUGAGGCCAGCGCGCGAGCGAGCUUGCGGCUGCGCAUGCCCGACUGCUGAUUGGCCGGCUCGGAUGGUGCGGGUGCGCGCCGCGGUGUCAGGCUCGAUCUGUGGGGUCGCGUUAACUUGUGUCUCCGGGGCUGGUACUCUCGGGCAGCAGGCUCUCCGGAUUGGCCGCCGGGCGGCGGGGGCGGUGCCGCGGUGCUUCUGUGCUUGGUAACUUCGGCCGGCGGGCGGGUGAGAUUGGGCAGCGUUGCUACUCCGUGUCUCGGUUCUUCACUGCCUUCGCCCAGGUGGAAGCUGGGGUGGGCUUUGUCCCCGCCCGGCGGGCGCGCCUGCCCUGCUGGGCCGGUUUUGGUGGGGGAAAUAAACACAAUGACCGGAAGGAAAACCUCAGCCUUCAGGCCACGAAUAUAAGCCGUCUGUAAUGGGCCAGCACCUAAGCGGGUUUCAGUGGGGGAGGAAGACAAAAAAAAAAAUGUCUUCUUUGCCUUUCAUCCCCCCUCCAUAUUUGCUUACCCAAGUUUUUUCUUUAUUAAAGCGAGGUUUGUUUAUUUAUUUACUUAUUCUUUAGUGCUAUGGUUUUGUGCUAAUUUGCGGCUGAGAGUGUUCAGAUGUCUGGUCCAGUUCAAGUAGUGCUCACUUCAGCGAAUGUGGGGCCCGAUGCAGACUUCUCACCCUUUCUGCAUUCAACUUUGCUGCAGACAAUGGAUUGAUGGAUGGGCCACAGUGCCUAAGAGUAGUCUCUGGGUGCUAAAGAGACAAAAGGGGAAGCUAGUUUGCAAAUGAGAAUGUACAGGAGACUGCCCUGAGGAGGCAGGGCUUGCAUUUCACUCCUUCCACCUAAAGCCUAUCAUUUGGGAUGACUGACUUUCUACUACAGUAGACAUCCUCCGAUCCACGAUUUUGCUUCCCGCGUUCCAGUCGAGGUCAGAAAUGGAAAAUUCCAGAAAUAAACAAUUCGUAAGUUUUAUAUUUCUUUCUCUGUUCCGGUUAGAGUGAUGAGGUCCUGCUCUGUCUCACCGGGAUGUGAAUCAUUCCUUUGUCCAGUCUAUACACACUCACACGCCACCAGCCGCUUGUCAACUCUUUUGGUAUACAGUGCUGGUGUUCGACUAACACUUACUUUCCUUAAUUAUGGCCCCGAAGGGCAAGAGUACUGAUGCUACCAAUUUGGAUAUGCCAAAAAGAAGCCGAAAAGUGCUUCCUUUAAGUGAAAAGGUGAAAAUUCUUGACUUAAUAAGGAAAGAAAAAAAAUCCUAUGCUGAGGUUGCUAAGAUCUACAGUAAGAACGAAUCUUCUAUCCGUGAAAUUGUGAAGAAGGAAAAAGAAAUUCGUGCUAGUUUUGCUGUUGCACCUCAAACUGCCAACGUUACUGCCACAGUGCGUGAUAAAUGCUUAGUAAGAUGGAAAAGGCAUUAGGUUUGUGGGUGGAAGACAUGAACAGAAAAUGUGUCCUUGUUGACGGCAGCAUGUUGCGCCAGAAAGCACUGAUUCUGUAUGAACAUUUCAGCAAGGGAUCCUCUGAAAGGAGUGACACCAAGCCAUUUACUGCAAGUAAGGGGUGGUUACACAGAUUCAGGAGUAGGUUUGGACUGAGAAAUGUAAACACUGCAGAGGCUGUGCCUGCUGUUGGAGAAGCUGCUGCCACAUUUCCGGCAGAGUUGAAGUUGAUCAAGGAGGAAGAGGCGGGCCCGAAGCUAUGGCAGACCACCGCCGGAUCCUGAGUUCCUGCGGACGCUAAGCCAAUUGGAAUGGCCCACCUUUGAUGUGGGAUGGCCCGCUGAGGGUACUUUUGAUCUGCCCAUCUUGUUUGCAGUGCGGGCCACAGUAUACAGGGUUCCCCAUCCCGACCAAUUUGUUUAUAUUGAUGUUUGGGUAGACAUUGCAACAGAAAGGCCGGGGUACAUAAAGAAGUGCCUGCGAGGGAGCCAGCGGGGGAGGCGGGCGAUUUGCCUGGCCACACCUAAAAAUGGGGGGAAGGGAAAAGACACAGCACCCGCCCCAGAACCUCCCCGAGCUCAGCCUAGGUUGUACCCAGUUUUGUCCGGUCCACCGGAGGACCAUCUAGACCCAGUGAAUGCACCUCCUCCUUACCCUCGUAGGGAGGAGCCAGAUUCCUCUCUGCCAGGGGUCAUCGGACUUAUGAGCCCACCACACACUUGGGGAGGGGCCAUUUAUGGGGCGGGAGGGGCCACCAUCUUGCCUCUCCGGGAGGUGCCCCCGGCGCCGGAUGCUCCAUCGCGGGCGCCCCCACGGUUGAUCUAUGUCCCCUUUUCUACUAGUGAUUUAUAUAAUUGGAAGCAUCAGAAUCCCCCAUUUUCUGAAAAACCGCAGGGACUGAUUUCCCUCCUAGAGACUAUUUUCGGGACUCACCAGCCAACCUGGGAUGAUUGUCAGCAGAUUUUGCAGACUCUCUUCACGUCAGAGGAAAGAGACCAUAUUGUAAGGGAGGCUGCAAAAGCUAUACUCGGAGAGGAGGGAGAAACUAUGCCUGAAAGAGGGGAGGUCUAGGACAUCCUUCCAUCUCAAACCCCUGCUUGGGACCCCAACACUACUGGGGGAAGAGACGUGCUCCUCCAGUAUCGCCGGGCUCUACUCAGGGGGCUCAAGGCAGCAGCUAGGAAACCUACAAAUUUUAGUAAGGUUAGCGAGGUUAUUCAAGGCAGAGAAGAAUCCCCCGCUGCAUUCUUAGAAAGGCUCAUGGAGGCAUAUAGAGUAUAUACUCCCCUGGACCCUGAGGCAGAGGAAAAUCGAAGGCUGGUGAACAUAGCUUUUGUAACACAGGCUGCCUCAGACAUUAAAAGAAAACUACAGAAAAUGGAAGGAUUUGAAGGAGGGAAUAGAAGUAAGUUGCUAGAGAUAGCUCAAAAGGUUUAUGUGAAUAGAGAUGACCCAGAAGUCGGAAGGGCAAAAGAAGUUGCCAAAAUUCUACUGACAGCACAGCAGCCCCCAACUAAGGGUAAAGGAAAAGGAGGGGGCCCACAGAGAAGUCAGAGGCGGCGAGUAGAUAAAGACCAAUGUGCGUACUGCAAAGAGAAAGGACAUUGGAAGCGGAACUGUCCCAAGUUAAUGGCAGAAGGAUUAGAGCCGCAAAAGGGCCCCGACGUGUUGCUCCAAACCCUGGACUGACGAAGCCAGGGCUCCAUUCCAGUUGGCUCCCAGGAGCCCCUGGUAACCUUGACAGUCGAAGGUAAGCCUAUAGACUUCCUGGUCGACACGGGAGCCACCUAUUCAGUUUUAAAGCAACCUCAAGGACAGAUCCAGAAAGCAACUACCAAAAUAGUAGGGGCCACGGGAAAGGCAGAAGCAUAUCCAUGGGCCACUGCACGAGUAACUGACCUAGGAAAAGGAACAAUUACUCACUCUUUCCUAGUCAUUCCAGACUGCCCCUACCCAUUGCUCGGGUGGGAUUUAUUACAGAAGCUUUGGGCUACCAUUACCUUCAGGCAAGUAGACGGUUCCUCAGAAAGCCGGGAAGCCGGAGUCAACCUAUACAUAACUGUUCCGCCGUCUGAGGAAUACCUACUGGCCACCAUCCAAGAAGGUUAGGAGGAGACAGCGGGGGUCCCGAACGAUCUCUUAGCAAAGAUGCCUGGUGUAUGGGCGGAGACCAGUCCACCUGGAUUGGUGGCUCACCAACCACCCAUCCUGGUGCAAUUGUUGAGCACUGCCAGCCCGGUCAGAAUUCAGCAGUAUCUGGUCCCAGCACAAGCCAAGCAGGGGAUCGCACGGCACUUGCAAUGCCUACUCGAAGCAGGGAUACUCCGACAGUGCCAGUCAGCCUGGAACACCCCUCUACUCCCAGUCCAGAAGCCGGGGACACUUGACUACCGCCCCGUGCAGGAUUUAUGGGAGGUGAAUGUGAGGGUAGAGACAAUCCACCCUACGGUGCCCAACCCGUAUACCCUGUUAAGCUCGUUGCCUCCAACACACACCUAUUAUUCGGUCCUAGACUUGAAGGAUGCCUUUUUCUGUAUCCCGCUGGCACCCCAGAGCCAAGACAUCUUUGCCUUUGAGUGGAAUGAUCCCGAGAACGGGUUAGUGGGCCAGUUCACCUGGACUCAGCUGCCACGAGGGUUCAAGAAUUCCCCCACCAUUUUUAAUGAGGCCCUAAGUAAGGACUUGCGGGCCUUUCAGUCAUCACACCCGUCAGUGGUGGUAUUGCAGUAUGUUGAUGACAUCCUCAUAGCCGUGAGAAGCGAGGAAGACUGUGAAGUGGCUACACAGACACUGCAGGAUCUCGAACAGAUGGGGUAUCGGGUCUCUGCCAAGAAGUCCCAAAUCGUGACUCAAACUGUAAGUUACUUGGGGUAUAACUUGCAGGGUGGCCAGAGGACCUUGUCCAGCCAGCGGAUCCAGACGGUCCUGCAAAUCCCGGAGCCCACCACCAAAUGACAGGUGCGUGAAUUCUUGGGAGCGGUAGGAUACUGCCGACUCUGGAUCCUGGGUUUCGCAGAAUUGGCCAGACCCUUACACAAAUUGACCCGGGGAAAGGAGGAAUCAUUCACAUGGACCGAUAAGGAGAGGCAGGCAUUCCAAGCCCUUAAGGAAACAUUAGUGGCUGCCCCGGCCCUGGCUCUGCCUGAUCCGGCUAAGCCCUUCUGGCUAUUUGUGGCCAAGAAGGGAGGAAUUGCACUAGGAGUACUCAGCCAGGAACUCGGGCCAUGGAAGAGACCAGUGGCCUAUCUAUCCAAGAAGUUAGACCCAGUAGCCUCUGGGUGGCCCACCUGCCUGAGGGCACUUGCCGCCAUGUCAGUCCUAGUCAAAGAGGCAAGCAAAUUGACUUUGGGCCAGGACAUACAGGUGAUCAGCGAACACUAUGUUGAACAGGUCCUCAGGGCACCUCCUGAUCGGUGGCUAUCCAACACCCGGCUAACGCACUACCAGGCACAGCUGCUUAAUUCGCCAUCGGUUCGUUUCCUGGAGACCACGGCCCUCAAUCCGGCUACCCUUCUGCCCAUGCCGGACUCUACUAUAGCCCAUGAUUGCAAACAGAUUCUAGACACAGUGACUGGCUCCCAUCCAGAUUUGAAAGACCAGGCACAUGAAAAGGUUGAUUUGACUUUGUUCACGGAUGGUAGCAGUUUUGUCACGGACGAGUUAAGGCAUGCAGGGGCAGCAGUGACCACUGAAGAUGAAAUAUUAUGGCAGAAGGCUCUGCCUGCAGGAACCUCUGCACAGCGGGCUGAGUUAAUUGGGCUAACUCGAGCCCUGCAGAUGGCGGAGGGAAAAACUGCCAACAUUUAUACUGACAGCAGAUGUGCCUUUGCCACUGCCCAUAUACAUGGAGUCAUAUACAAGGAACGAGGCCUCCUAACUGCAGGAGGGAAGGACAUUAAGAAUAAGGAUGAAAUCCUCACUCUAUUAAAUGCUAUAUGGUUACCUACUAAGGUUGCCAUUAUCCACUGCAAGGGAUAUCAAAAAGGAGAUUCACCAGUCGAAAAGGGGAAUUGGCUAGCAGACUCAGCUGCGAGGGAGGCCGCGUAUGGCUCCCCAGAGACUGUACUACCUCUCCUACCUCCGCCUAUGCUGCCCCCUCACCCCAGUUAUACACCCAAAGAAAAGCAAGAUGGAAAGAGACUGGGGGGAACGCAGAAUCAGCAAGGAUGGAUAGAAUUACCAGGCUCAAGACUCUGCCUGCCCCAAGGACUCAUAAGGCAAAUUAUUAAAGACAUUCACACCAGCACACAUCUAGGACAAAAUAAGUUAGAGCAAUUAAUGUGCCGGUACUAUUAUAGCCCAGGAAUGAGAAGUAUUAUCCAGUCAAUUGUCUCCAGGUGUAGCACGUGUGCUAAAGUGAACCCACCAAGUAAGAAACUGCUUCCCUUGGUUAGGUAUAGAGGAGGCACUCCUGGGGAACUCUGGGAAAUAGACUUCACUGAAAAGACCCCUGGAAAGUAUGGCUAUAGGUACCUAUUAGUCUUACUAGACACCUUCUCCGGGUAGGUAAAAGCAUUCCCCACCCGAGGAGAAACAGCAUCCACGGUGUUGGAAAUUGUACCCAGGUAUGGCAUACCCCUUGCCCUAGGCUCAGACAAUGGGCCGGCCUUUAUAUCUGCCAUAUCACAGGAACUAGCCACAAAAUUAGGUAUUAAGUGGAUGUUACAUUGUAUAUAUAGAUCACAAAGCUCAGGACAAGUAGAAAGGAUGAAUAGGACUCUUAAAGAAACCAUAAUUAAGUUAAGAGAGGAGACCGGCAAAAACUGGGUGGAGCUACUCCCUUUUGCCCUUUUUAGGACAUGGUGUACCCCUUACCUGAAGAAAUGGACACCAUAUGAAAUCAUGUUUGGGCAGCCGGUACCACUUGUACCCCGACUGACCACUGAAGAACUGGAAAUGUCUAAUCAUAACUUCUUAAAGUCCUUACAGGCACUGCAGCAUAUUCGACGUGAGGUGCGGACCCUCCGACAGGCGAUCCAGGUGGAUAAGGCUGAAGGUGCCAAACUACCGGAAGCACCAGAACCUGGACAGUGGGUGUGGAUCCUGAACCAUAGGAGGGGCAACCUAGAGCCUCAGUGGACUGGGCCCUUUCAAGUACUGCUAAGUACCCCCUCCACAGUUCGGGUGGCCGAGAAGCCCUACUGGAUCCAUCUCUCCCACACUAAGCCAGCCCAACUGCCCAGGGAUAGCCAGCAAAAAUGGCAAGUCAAGCAACAGCCAGGAGAACCCUUGAAACUCACCUUCUCCUCUGUCUAG
This is a messenger RNA of Phyllostomus hastatus (greater spear-nosed bat), 6951 nucleotides long. RefSeq lists its product as uncharacterized. The record is from RefSeq and is a predicted model, not a curated record. Gene Ontology annotation, molecular function: RNA-DNA hybrid ribonuclease activity; nucleic acid binding. Gene Ontology annotation, biological process: DNA integration. NCBI's taxonomy places the organism in Eukaryota, Metazoa, Chordata, Mammalia, Chiroptera, Phyllostomidae.